This is a messenger RNA of Oncorhynchus masou masou (cherry salmon), 3385 nucleotides long. Its product is annotated as NACHT, LRR and PYD domains-containing protein 1-like. The transcript has 7 exons. The record is from RefSeq and is a predicted model, not a curated record. The coding region runs from base 1375 to 2412 and encodes 345 amino acids. Lineage: Eukaryota; Metazoa; Chordata; Actinopteri; Salmoniformes; Salmonidae.
CAACAAGUACUCAGCAUAUGUGGGUACUCCUUCAAGACUAUUGGAAAAGCAUUCCAGGUGAAGCUGGUUGAGGGAAUGCCAAGAGUGUGCAACACUGUCAUCAAGACAUAGGGUGGCUAUUUGAAGAAUCUCAAAUCUCAAAUAUAUUUGUUGUUUUACACUUUUUUGGUUACUAUAUAUUUGAGCUCUUCUUGCCAUAAUUUGGACUUGGUCUUUUACCAAAUAGGACUUUCUUCUAUAUUCCACCCCUACUUUGUCACAACACAACUGAUUGAUUCAAACGCAUUAAGAAGGAAAGAAAUUCCACAAAUGAACUUUUAUUAAGGCACACCUGUUAAUUGAAAUGCAUUCCAGGUGACAACCUCAUGAAGCUGGGUGAGAGAAUGUCAAGAGUGUGCAAAGCUGUCAAGGCGAAGGGUGACUAUUUUGAAGAAUCUCAAAUAUAGAAUAUAUUUUAAUUUGUUUAAAAAACAAUUGUUUACUACAUGAUUCCAUAUGUGUUAUUUCAUAGCUUUGAUAUCUUCACUAUUAUUCUACAACGUAGAUUCUACAACGUAGAAUAAAGUAAAACCCUUGACUGAGUAGGUGUGUCCGAACUUUUGACUGGUAAUGUAUAUAAAAAUAGAGUUAGGGGCCACUCCGCAUCCAAAUUUUGCGAAAGAGCUUUGAUAUUGCUUGGAUAAAACAGUAUGUACAUAGGAUUCUGUUCUGAAAGUGCAUUUAAAAAGGCAGUGGGUGUGCAGUUUGUUACUUUCAGAUUUGUUUAUCAGUUGGUACCAUUUUAGUUCACUGCUCUCUAAAAUGGCUGAUUCAAAAGAAUUAUGGUCAUUACUAGAAUACAUAGACGUUCAUUUGCCAUACUGCAAAAUCUUGGCCAUUUAGAAAAUAAAUGAUGCAUAGCCACUGGUGAUGCCAUACAGGUUUCCAGCCUGUAUUGCCUUGAGUAGCAGCAUUUGGCAUGUAUGUUAGCAUUCAAAUGAAGGUCAGUUGUGUAAUGUCUUUAUAUGUAACAACCCUUCACGUUACACAGCAGAUGGAUUGAUGUUGGCUAAAAGUAAACAGGCAAUGUACUCAAGUGUUGUUGCUAUUGUCAUGCUGCUUUCACACUGCAGGUUAUGGGUGCAUUUUCAGAUGGGUUAGGUUUAGUACUCCUCUUGGGAUCUGCAUGUUUCCACAGGCCACCAUAGCAAUUAUGAGCACACUUGCUGAAUUUAGAUAUUUCCGGCUUGAAAGCACACCAAAAUACACUCAAGAAGAACCUAGUUUAUAAACACCCGAUGCACAGCAUUUAGACCUGGUUGUGGUAAAGUACAAUCAUCACUUGGUGUGAGAGUGGACUAAAUAAUCAUUUCUGUCCUGUAUUAGGAUCACAUCAUGAUGCAACUGAAGUGUAAACUACAAGAAUCAAUGGAUCUCUCACUCAAGACCCCCAACAGCUCAUUCCUCCCAGAUGAUGUCACUGUGGAGUAUAACAAGAUGAAGAUGUACUAUGAGAAACUGAUGGGUUGCUCUAGUAUAGUACAAUUCACUCCAAGAUUGGAUUUGCACACAAAAAGUACCACAUUUGAAUCGCAGUCUGGGAAUGGUAGGAAGCGUGUGCAGGUGUCAACAGGUGUAACAAUGUUAAAUCCUGAGAUUGUCAAAGAUCUUACAACACAUAACCACAAGCCUACAUAUAGGCUCCAAUGCCCAAAGGCAGGUCUUUUCCAGUGCAGGUCCACUGGACUGGUGUUUCUGAUGGAAAGGAAGGGAGAUGUGGUUUACAAGGUGACUCAAUGGGACAGCAGCCUCCUGGGCUCCAGGAUACCAGCAGGACCCCUGUUCAGCAUUGACUGUCCUGAGCAGUCUGUCUGCGAACUGCAUCUCCCACACUGUAUGUGUGAUGAGAAGGAAGACAAUUUGUCCGUGGCCCAUGUUACUGAUGGCAACAUGGAGAUUGUUCAGCCACUCAAGACGACUCCUACACACGUGAUUGUAAACAUCACACACCUCUCCCUCUUUGGCCUCAUCAGAAAUUGGUUCUCCUUCCUCCCGGUCCGAAGCCAGGUGCUGCUGUUCCUCCGACCACAAGGGAACAGACCCCAGAAGCGCAUACUGAAUGUUAUUUUGUUGCCCAAGAAUGUGCCACGUUGUGAGGUGGAACAUCAACAGAACGGAACUACGUUCAUUAUAUCCAACUCCAACUGCACAUUGACUCCUCGAGGAAAAUAUGGCCUCUGCUGUGAGCUGGUGGCAAAUUCUAGCAUACAGCCAAAAAGUGGGCAGUUAGACUAUGACUACAGCCCAAACUUCCACCCCACAUUUCAGGUGUUUUUAGACUGCAUGUCGGGUGUAGAGAACAUCAGACUGAGUCUUUUAGACAGAGGAAGUAACGACCAAAGAGUGUGGGAGAGUCUAGUUCCAAUAGGUUAGAUCAAAUGCCAGUUUGUUAUGAACCUGUACACCCCUCACCCCCUACUUAUUUAAACUGUAUUCAACACACUGAACAGUCCUCACCCCCUACUUAUUUAAACUGUAUACAACACACUGUACACCCCUCACCCCCUACUUAUUUAAACUGUGCUCAACACACUGUACACCCCUCACCCCCUACUUAUUUAAACUGUAUACAACACACUGAACAGUCCUCACCCCCUACUUAUUUAAACUGUAUACAACACACUGUACACCCCUCACCCCCUACUUAUUUAAACUGUGCUCAACACACUGUACACCCCUCACCCCCUACUUAUUUAAACUGUGUUCAACACACUGUACACCCCUCACCCCCUACUUAUUUAAACUGUGCUCAACACACUGUACACCCCUCACCCCCUACUUAUUUAAACUGUGCUCAACACACUGUACACCCCUCACCCCUUCUUAUUUAAACUGUGCUCAACACACUGUACACCCCUCACCCCCUACUUAUUUAAACUGUGUUCAACACACUGUACACCCCUCACCCCCUACUUAUUUAAACUGUGUUCAACACACUGUACACCCCUCACCCCUACUUAUUUAAACUGUGCUCAACACACUGUACACCCCUCACCCCCUUCUUAUUUAAACUGUAUACAACACACUGUACACCCCUUACCCCCUACUUAUUUAAACUGUAUACAACACACUGUACACCCCUCACCCCCUAAUUAUUUAAACUGUGUUCAACACACUGUACACCCCUCACCCCCUACUUAUUUAAACUGUAUACAACACACUGUACACCCCUCACCCCCUACUUAUUUCAACUGUGUUCAACACACUGUACACCCCUCACCCACUUCUUAUUUAAACUGUAUACACACUGUACACCCCUCACCCCCUACUUAUUUCAACUGUGUUCAACACACUGUACACCCCUCACCCACUUCUUAUUUAAACUGUAUACAACACACUGUACACC